GGGAGGCGAGAUGAUUCCCGAAGUCAACUGGGCAAUCCCUAAGUGGGCGAGUCCAGAGGAGACGGAGCUGUGAUUUUAUUGGCUUCUGGCUGUCUGGGAGGUGGGGCGAGGCCUGAGGGGCGGAAGAAAACCUGGGAGGUCUCAGGCCAGCCGGAGCUGCACUGGAGCUGCUGGGGCUCUUGGUCCCUUCACCUGACCUCCGGUGCUCCAACGGUGGGAUCAGAUGGGGGGGGUCCGGGGGUGCUUUGGGAUGUUUCUAGAAUAUCUCAGGUUUCCGGAUGAGGGCUCUUGAAUGUCUGCAGAGCUAGGGUAAUCCCUGAAGACCUAGGAAUGUGAACUUGAGCUGCUGGGAUUCAAGCUUCUGGGGUACAGUGGACAUUGGUGUGUAGAGAGAGCCUUUUGUUCUAGGAUUUGGGUUUUGAGGCAAGGCGUCCUGUGUCUCUGGUUGGCCUCCACAUCCUGACUCUCCUGUCUCUACUUUUGUGCUGGAAUGACAGGAGAGAGCCAGAGCCUGUUUUAUGAAGAGCUGAGGAUGGAACGCAGGACUUCCUGCACGUGAGGCAAGCGCCUUGCCCCCUGAGCCACUAGCCCAGCUCCAGCCUGAGAUGUUUGUUUACAUAUUGAGAGAUAGCCUCACUGUAUCUCAGGCAGUCCUCAAACUCAGUGAUUUUCCUGCACCAUCCUUUGAUAUAUUGGGAUUACAACUGUGAGUAACCAGGCCGUUUCUAUGUUUUUAAACACUUUUUGGAAUUGAAUCUUUUUCUAACCUUGAGCUAGAAAACUGGCAAUCCCCGUCUCCGACUUCCAAGUGUUGGGGAUUUACAGGGCGGCAGAAUGGAAGAAGGUGAGGACCCAGGAAGUCUGAUUAAAGUGAUCCACUUGCUGGUCUUGUCUGGUGUCUGGGGCAUGCAGAUGUGGGUGACCUUUGCCUCAGGCUUCCUGCUUUUCCGGAGCCUCCCGAGGCACACGUUUGGACUUGUGCAGAGCAAGCUCUUCCCAGUCUAUUUUCACGUCUCCUUGGGUUGUGCCUUCAUCAACCUCUGCAUCUUGGCACCACAGCGGGCCUGGAUCAACCUCACGCUGUGGGAAAUCAGUCAGCUUACCCUACUGCUUCUGAGUCUCACACUGGCUACCAUCAAUGCUCGCUGGCUCGAGGCUCGCACCACAGCUACCAUGUGGGCCCUGCAGAGUAUAGAGAAAGAGCGAGGCCUGGGGACAGAGGUGCCAGGCAGCCUCCAGGGCCCUGACCCCUACCGCCAGCUGCGGGAGAAGGACCCCAAGUACAGUGCUCUCCGGCAGAAAUUCUUCUACUACCAUGGCCUGUCUUCCCUCUGCAACCUGGGGUGUCUGCUGAGCAAUGGUCUCUGCCUUGUGGGCCUCGCCCUGGGGCUCAGGAGCCUCUAACAUGGGCCCUGUGUUUCAAUAAAUGUUUCUUUGGAGAUG
Molecule: messenger RNA, 1443 nt
Organism: Rattus norvegicus (Norway rat)
Lineage: Eukaryota; Metazoa; Chordata; Mammalia; Rodentia; Muridae
Gene: Tmem205
Product: transmembrane protein 205
Cellular component (GO): membrane
Source: RefSeq, marked validated